AUGACGAAGAGGAAACCGUCUUGCGAGGGCAGAGAGGACACCGUGCAACACGCAAAGGGGCCGAGGCAGGUUACAGGGCAGGAGGGCUUGGUGAAACAGAAGAUGGUGCAAGGCCAGCAGCUCCUGCCUACCCCUUUCAACCGGGCCUUUUUGGGCGAUGCGGUUGUGCUGCGGCAACAGCAGCAGCAGCAGCAGCAGCAGCAGCACCGCCGCCUGCAGGCCGAGGCCAUUUUGGGACAACGCGGGCGGACCAAAGGAAGUUCCUGA
Messenger RNA from Gaeumannomyces tritici R3-111a-1, 267 nucleotides. RefSeq lists its product as hypothetical. The record is from RefSeq and is a predicted model, not a curated record. Bases 1 to 267 code for a protein of 88 amino acids. NCBI's taxonomy places the organism in Eukaryota, Fungi, Ascomycota, Sordariomycetes, Magnaporthales, Magnaporthaceae. The transcript has 2 exons.